CAGCCAAUGAAAUGCGUACAAUAAGUGACUUGAGAUUGCGGCAUGGGAAAAGAUACAUGGAAAGCUUGCGCUGACAGUCUAGAGUGGCGGACUGGGCGGUGUUUGCUUUGCACGUGACGCCUCUUUAGCAGUCUGUCUGGCAGAGUGGCUGCGAAUAGCUGAGGUCGACGUGUACUUGUGUAGAGUAUUUUUUCCUCAAACUAAAAGACAACGCACUACUGAACAGAGGCCUAUUGAGGUCCUUGUGCAGAUCUAUUCCACUUCAAUCAAUCUGCUGUUCACUGAGCUUCUUGAAACUUCGUAAAGGGUUGGCCUGUGUACAUGGAUUUGCAGGGGAGCAAUGGCAUUAAAGAGACAGUAAAGUCAAAAUUAAACUUUCAUGAUUCAGAUUGAAGCAAGUGUAUUUGUGGAAAACAAAGGCAACAUUGUGAAGAUUUUACAAUUUUAGAUGUUUACAUUAUUUUCUUUCUCUUUAUUACCUCAUCUUUUUUACUGUAUGUUUUUAAAUUCCAUUAUUUUUUUAAAUUACUCGCAGGCCCCGUUUUCAUAGUAAUUUUCAGACAUAUUGCCAAAACAAAAACAAAAAAGCUUGGUAUCAAAAUUAAGAAACAAAAAAUAUUUUUUCGACUUAAAGACAAUAGUGUCCAUUCCACCUUGUUUUAUUUAUUUUUUAACACCUCGUUUUUAUGUUUUAUUGAAGAACAAAAUAUAUUUGAAACGUCAUCUUUUCAUCGGCAGCUUCUUUUUGUACUUUAUAUUUUCUACACACAAUGCGUGCACUAAUACAGUUCACUAAAAGAUAUCCAUGGGCGACCAACGUGACCAUUUAUGGCUCACUCUUUGCUUCUGCUGAUAUUGUGCAACAGAAACUCACAAAGGGAUCCGACGAGCCUAUUGAUUUUAAACAGACUGCUAAAGUAGGAAUUGUUGGGUUCUGCUUUCACGCCAACUUCAACUUCUUCUGGCUCCGGUUCAUAGAAAGAACCUUCCCAGGAUCCGCUGCUAAGAAUGUAAUCAAAAAGGUGGCGUGUGAUCAAUUGAUGGCUGCUCCAAUCACAAUCAGUGCUUUUUACACAGGUUUAAGUCUACUGGAUGGAGAUGAAGACAUCUUUAAGAACCUUAAAGAGAAAUUUUGGCCAACAUACAAGACUGGAGUUGUAUGUUGGACAGUCUUUCAGACCAUAAAUUUCAGCUUGAUCCCACCAUUCGUCAGAACGGCCUAUAUUGGGGCAUGCGCCUUUUUGUGGACUACAUUCCUUUGCUAUAUUCGCAAUAGAGACAUUGAUCAAGUGUCAGCAACACUGUUUCAAUCACUAUCGAGUAUAACUGGUAAUAUUGCUUCUCAAAAGGAAGAUGACAAUGCGAGACCACCAGCCAAAUAAUCCAGCAGAGGAUUACUACGUUUAUCACUGGAAAUAAACUGAAUUCUGAAACUUUAUUUGGGAACAUAUAUAUAUUUUUUGUGUGUGUUUUUCUGGGUUGUUUUGUUUUUCUAAGAUUCUGAAUGUAUAAGACAACCAGUUGUGGGUAUGGUGCUGAUUAAAUAUGAUGAAUGUAAAACAUUGUUGGAAACAAUAAAAUUUAUUUUUUAAAAUGAA
Bombina bombina (fire-bellied toad) is the source of this 1598-nucleotide messenger RNA. It is a transcript of the gene MPV17L, whose product is annotated as MPV17 mitochondrial inner membrane protein like. The transcript has 6 exons. The record is from RefSeq and is a predicted model, not a curated record. NCBI's taxonomy places the organism in Eukaryota, Metazoa, Chordata, Amphibia, Anura, Bombinatoridae. Bases 771 to 1382 code for a protein of 203 amino acids. Gene Ontology annotation, cellular component: membrane; cytoplasm.